Messenger RNA from Dioscorea cayenensis subsp. rotundata (Guinea yam), 1110 nucleotides. RefSeq lists its product as uncharacterized. Bases 1 to 1110 code for a protein of 369 amino acids. The record is from RefSeq and is a predicted model, not a curated record. Lineage: Eukaryota; Viridiplantae; Streptophyta; Magnoliopsida; Dioscoreales; Dioscoreaceae. The transcript has a single exon.
AUGGUGGAGAGUUUUAAGCAAGAAAUGAAGGACUGUUUUGAGAUGACAAAUUUGGGGCUGUUAAAUUACUUCCUAGGAUUGGAAGUGAAACAAAAUCAAAGAGAAAUCUUCAUUACUCAAAGGAGAUAUGCAGAGGAGACAUUGAAGCUGUUUCAGAUGCAACAUUGUAACCCAGUUUGCACACCUAUGAAAUGCAGUGAGAAACUCCAAAGCAAUGACAAUUCAGGAGAUGCUGAUUCAAAGGUUUACAUAAGCUUGAUUGGAAGACUGUUGUAUCUAACACACACACGCCCAGACAUUGCCUGCACUGUGAAUUUACUCUCAAGGUUUGUUAGCAAACCUACCAAAACGCAUCUCGGGGCUGCAAAGUAUCUACUGAGGUAUAUAGCAGGGACAACUAACUUUGGAAUAAACUAUACUGAAGUAAAAAAGUGGAAGCUGAGGGGUUACAGUGACAGUGAUUGGGGAGGCUCGAUAGACGAUAGACGCAGCACUUUAGGGAUGGUUUUUGAUCUUAGUUCAUGGGCCAUCUCAUGGAGUUCCAAGAAGCAAGAGGUGACAGCUCUAAGCACAACCGAAGCUGAAUAUGUUGCUGCCACUGCUGCAACAUGUCAAGGAAUCUGGUUGAGAAGAAUGCUGGAGGAUUGUGGAAUGAAGGGUGAUAAAGCCAUUGAAGUGUGGUGUGAUAACAGGUCUGCUAUAGAAAUUGCAAAGAACCCGACACACCAUGGGAGGACAAAGCAUAUCGACAUUCGUUUUCAUUUUAUUUGUGGCCUAGUUGCUGAUGGUUUAAUUGUGUUAAAAUAUUGCAAAUCCGAAGACCAGAAGGCUGAUAUUCUCACAAAAUCUCUGCUAGUGAAGAAGCAUAAUUAUAUGAGAACGCAUCUGGGAGUUGAAGAGGUUUCAAGCAAGGAAGGGUGUUGCAAGGUGCUUGAAACUGGCUUUGAAGAGGUUGACUGGUCAGCAAUACAAGGGACGCAAUGUGGAGAAGAAAAAGGCAGGUUGACUUGUCAACUAACCAAUAGCAUGGAUGCUUCUCCACUCAGCAUUCAAGGAGCCACUCACAUUAAAGGGGCUGAGAGAUCUCUCGCCGUCACUGCAGCCCAAUGA